AUGAUUGUAGAGAAUAAGAAAUUAUUAAUAAUAGCCGCUAUUGGUGGUGCGCUGAUAGGAUCAUUCAUUUUUGCUUUAAAGCAAAUAAAUAACAAUAAGCAUAGUGAAAAUAUUAAUACAACUCAAACAGUAAGUAAUAACUCUUUUACUGAAAACCCACAUGACUCAACCAUAGCUCUACCAGAACAGAGCAUUCCUUCUACUAAACCAUCAGAGUAUUUCAAUCUUGUAACUAUUAUUAAAAGACUCUUGUUUUAUCCAGAUGAAAGCAAUGAUAUGCUCGCAAUCCAAGCGUUUUACUGGAGUAUACAGAACCGCGUUAUUGAAAUAUACGAAAAUACAAUAACCCAUAUUAGAAUACAUAUAGACAUUCUUAAUAAAAAAAAUAAAAAUCUUUCAAUAGAAGGAAAUAUAGAACAUGCUGCAAUCUUAGAAAACAGCCAGGAAAAAAACGAGUGUAAAGAAGAAAAUCGAAUAAAACCACAGAAUCAGACAACUAUAACAGAAAUUAUGAAUGGCAUAGAAGAAUGUUUAGAUGAUAACAAAAUAGAGACUCCAAAAACUGAAGAACAAACCAAUUUAUAUAAUAUCAAAAUAGAGACUCCAAAAACUGAAGAAAAGUCAAAAGACUCCAGAGAUUAAAAAAACCAAUUUAGAAAAUAUGCGAUUUUUAUUAACAAGUAGUAGUGUAUAAUCUCAGAUAAAGAGGGUAUUGUUAAUAACUUUACUAUUUUAGAAGGCACAGAAACAAAAAGUAGCGAUAAUUAAAGAAAUAUAAGAAUUCUGGACAAAAAUACUAUUCUAUAUAGAGAAUAUCUAAUAGCAUACGAC
Molecule: messenger RNA, 831 nt
Organism: Nematocida parisii ERTm1
Lineage: Eukaryota; Fungi; Microsporidia
Exons: 1
Coding region: 1-642 (213 amino acids)
Source: RefSeq, a predicted model, not a curated record